AUGUCACGACUGUAUGAAGCAGUUUGGCCUGCUCUUUCAUCAAUUUACAAGAAGCCAAAAAAUUUCACAGAUUUAUGUAACGGUAACAAUCUUGACCCACAAAUUGUUCCAUUCACUUUUUGUCCAACAAUUUGCAUACGAAUGUGGGAGGAACCGGCUGUAGCUGAUGAACAGCUUGUAGGAGUUCGAAUAAGAGGUCAUAUACGUGGAUGCCUUGAUGAACUUCUCUAUAAUGGUUUCAAUCAAACAAUCAUCACGUGGUACAGAUGGAUGCAUCGUGAUUCAUGUCGUCAAUAUAGAAAGCGUGAGCUAUUCAAAUUACCGACAGAAUUAAGCGAUGAGAGCUAUAUUACGGUAUGUACUUGCUAUGCUGAUUAUUGUAACGGAAGAUCGUCUGCAGCAACAAUCGAGCAAGGAAUUUUGCAAUGUUCAUUCUUUCUUGUGCUCUUAUAUUCUCUUAUUAUUCUGUUUUCUAUCCAGAGGAUAUCAUUCUUAUCAAUUUGA
Acanthocheilonema viteae is the source of this 504-nucleotide messenger RNA. Lineage: Eukaryota; Metazoa; Nematoda; Chromadorea; Rhabditida; Onchocercidae. The record is from the annotation of a GenBank genome assembly.